GGCGGGAGCUUGGCUGCCUGCCUGCUGUGAUGCUGCGAGGGCGAAAUUGGCCUCGCUCCUCUACCGGCCUGCGCUGACUGGGCGCCCAGGAGUGGAGAAAGAGGAGACUCGCGGUCAGAGUGCUCGAGAAGCCAUGAGCGCUCUUCCCAGCUGGGCCCUCCGCAAGCUGCCCACCAGCAGGAGCAGCGAGACAGCAUGCCGCCCGGCACCGAGGCCGAAGCCACAGCUGCUUGCUGGCCCGAGAACCAUCGGCGACCUGGAGGCGUCGCGCUGCGUUGUACGAAGCGCUUGCUGCGUAGGCCUCGUGCUGUGGCGGCACUCGGGAAAGGCGGCAGGCGCGGACCGUGCGACCUUCAUGCCCAUGCUGACGCAGCCGGGCGCGCGUGGGGGCAGCGCCGUGCCGGCCAUCUUCCUGCGCCGGCCGCUGCGCGCUGCUUGGACGAGCGAGAGGAGCAUCGCGUCAGCACGGCCGCCGCAGCGAGCGUCGUGGUGAGCUCUGCUCGGUGGGCUGAGCUCGCGACGGCUGCGCAGCGACGAGGCGGACAAAAGCCGCGGCUCAGCGACGCCUCUCACACGCGCGUGGCGACGUGUCGCAGCGCAGGCUCGCAGCAAGGCGCAGACGGCCGGCAGAUCCACAGGCGGGCGGACGGGCGGCGGGCGGCGUGCUGCUUCCGCCUCUAAGGCGCUUUGUGCCUGUCGUGGUCUGGCCGACGGAGCGCGAGCCGGCCUCGCUCUCUCUCACACACACUCACCCCGCAUCGCACUCUCGCAGCUGCCUUGCUCCCGUCACCCACAGCGCAGCAUCGCCGCCUGCGUCUGCACCACACGCACCCCCACCG
Tilletiopsis washingtonensis is the source of this 839-nucleotide messenger RNA. RefSeq lists its product as hypothetical. Bases 196 to 681 code for a protein of 161 amino acids. The transcript has a single exon. NCBI's taxonomy places the organism in Eukaryota, Fungi, Basidiomycota, Exobasidiomycetes, Entylomatales. The record is from RefSeq and is a predicted model, not a curated record.